Molecule: messenger RNA, 663 nt
Organism: Iphiclides podalirius (scarce swallowtail)
Lineage: Eukaryota; Metazoa; Arthropoda; Insecta; Lepidoptera; Papilionidae
Source: the annotation of a GenBank genome assembly
AUGAGCGGAGCGGGCGCGGGCGCGGGAGCGGUUCCUGUGAACGCGCCGCCGCUCUCCGCCGCCGAGGCGCUCUCCUCGCUGCUGUGGCAGCCGUACGAGUGCCGCUCGCCGCCCCCCCCGCGCUCGAGCACCGAUGGGGCGAUCGCGGCGCGCGGCGCGCGGGCGCCCCAGUCGCCGAGUGGCGGUCGUCAUGCGCGCGCGCCGUACGCUACGUACCGCGCCACCAGCUACGAGAUGCGGCUGCCCGUGCCGGCGCCAGCGCCGCUCCGGAAGUCCGACUCGGUGUCGGUCCGAGUGCCGGGCGAGCCGAGUCGCGCGAACGUGUCCAGUGUGAACAUAGUGCAGGUGGACUCGCCGUCCGGCGGUAACGUGAACAGUGCCGUGCAGACGGAGCGCGAGAGGAGCGUCGCGAGUGCUGAGUGCCAGACGGAGGAGCCGGCGCGGCGGCGGCGGCCGAGAAGGGCGCGGGCGCCCCGGGCCCCUGAAAUGGAGAGCGCGCCGCCGCCUCCUUACAGUACGCUGCCGCCGCCGCUGCAUCCCGUGCCAGUUCCAGUGCCGGUGCCGGUGCCGCCCGCGCCCAUAGUCGCACCCCACACCGCACACCGCUUCCCCUUCCAGCCGAUCCCUCUCAGGUGCGGCCCAUUCAACGUUACAGUCCGUUUA